ACAGUUACAUUUGGCAGUCAGGCACGUUGGAGCGCUCAGACCCGGAAUUAGUGGAUUUAUUUGGAAUAUCCCUGCUUUCCUGGAGACGUGCUGCUGCCGCUGGCUUGUGCAAAGGGAGAAAUUAAUAACUGCACUUUAGCAUGCAGGCACAGAAACCCGAGAAGCCAAGUAACCAGCAUCUCCUCCAGCAUCGGUAGCCUCAAAAAGCAUGAAAAGAAAAUCUGGAGAAUCCUGCCUGUUCAGAGGGACUGGGUAAUGGUUUUUUACCUCACCCUUUCAAACCGUGUGUGAAGUGGCUGUCAGCAAGCGGUUUCCCUGGUCCUUUAAAGAGAACCUUUAAUGAUUGGAAAACUCAAAGGAUCACGUUUUUAUAAUCUAAGCUAUUUUUACGUUGACUGUGCUGUAAACACAUGGAGGAGCUGUAAGUAAAUGUUCUGUACUGCAUGAUGAAUUGGAUUGCUUCAGUCUGGAGGAAAGCAAAAUAAUAAUUUCAUUUCUGUGGUGAUUUGCGUAGCUUGUGGUACAAUGCCAGAAAGACUAACGGAAAUGCUUAUGGAUACAUGGACUCCAUUAGUAAUAUUAUGGAUUACUGUCCUUCCUUCCAUUUAUAUGGCUCCAAUGAAUCAGUCUCAAGUACUACCAACUGGAUCCAGUUCAGGACUAAAAAGGCUAACUGAAGAGCAAAGAGUUUUGAACCGUUCCAAGAGAGGCUGGGUUUGGAAUCAAAUGUUUGUAUUAGAAGAAUUUUCUGGACCUGAACCAAUACUAGUUGGCCGGUUACACACAGAUCUGGAUCCUGGCAGUAGCAAAAUCAAGUAUAUUCUGUCAGGAGACGGAGCUGGAACAAUCUUUGUGAUCAAUGACAAGACUGGAGACAUUCAUGCAAUGAAAAGGCUUGACCGUGAGGAAAAAGCUGAAUACACUCUAACAGCUCAAGCAGUUGACAGGGACACAAACAAACCUCUGGAGCCUCCUUCAGAAUUCAUUAUUAAGGUUCAAGACAUCAAUGACAAUGCCCCAGAGUUUGUUGAUGGUCCAUAUCAUGCUACAGUUCCAGAAAUGUCUGUUGUAGGCACCUUUGUUACUAAGGUAACAGCUACAGAUGCAGAUGAUCCAGUUUAUGGAAAUAGUGCCAAGUUGGUUUAUAGCAUUCUGGAAGGACAACCUUACUUCUCCAUUGAGCCACAUACAGCUAUAAUUAAAACAGCUCUUCCCAACAUGGACAGAGAAGCCAAAGAAGAAUACUUUGUGGUCAUCCAAGCAAAGGACAUGGGAGGACAUAUGGGUGGACUCUCUGGAACUACAACAGUGACAAUUACACUCACUGAUGUUAACGACAAUCCUCCUAAGUUUGCACAGAGUCUUUAUCACUUCUCAGUAAUGGAAGAUGUUGCUCUUGGUGAACCAAUAGGAAGGGUGAAGGCAAAUGACCUCGAUAUUGGAGAAAAUGCUAAAUCAUCCUAUGAAAUUAUUGAAGGAGAUGGAAUGGAUAUAUUUGAAAUUACUACAGAUGCCCAAACUCAGGACGGCAUCAUUAGAGUGAGAAAGCCACUGGACUUUGAGACCAAAAAAUCCUAUACACUAAAGGUAGAAGCAGCCAAUAUUCAUAUUGAUCCUCGCUUCAUCAGUGGAGGACCAUUCAAGGAUACAGCAACAGUAAAAAUUGUGGUAGAGGAUGCUGAUGAGCCACCAGUCUUUUCAUCACCUACUUACCUACUGGAAGUGCAUGAAAAUGCUGCUAUUAACUCUGUGAUUGGUCAGGUGACUGCCCAUGACCCUGACGUGUCUUCCAGUCCCAUCAGGUUUUCCAUUGAUCGGCACACUGACCUUGACAGACAGUUCAACAUCAAUGCAGAUGAUGGGAAAAUAACUUUGGCAACACCACUGGACAGAGAAACAAAUAUGUGGCACAACAUAACUAUUGUGGCUACUGAAACGAGGAACCACAGUCAAGUGUCCCGGCUGCCUGUUGCUAUCAAAGUUCUUGAUGUAAAUGACAACGCUCCUGAGUUUGCAUCAGAGCACGAAGCCUUUUUAUGUGAGAAUGGGAAGCCUGGCCAAAUAAUUCAGAUUGUCAGUGCUGUUGACAAAGAUGAUCCUAAAAAUGGGCAUUAUUUCCUGUACAGUCUUCUUCCUGAAAUGGUCAACAAUCCAAAUUUCACCAUCAAGAAAAAUGAAGAUAAUACUCUCAGCAUAUUGGCAAAGCACAGUGGAUUCAGCCGGCAGAAGCAAGAAGUUUAUCUACUGCCAAUCAUCAUUAGUGACAGUGGGAAUCCUCCCAUGAGCAGCACCAGCACUCUCACCAUUCGGGUCUGUGGCUGCAGCAGUGAUGGGAUUGUCCAGUCCUGUAACGUUGAAGCAUACGUCCUGCCCAUUGGACUCAGCAUGGGAGCCCUGAUUGCAAUAUUAGCCUGCAUCAUUUUGCUGCUAGUCAUUGUUGUGUUGUUUGUAACACUAAGAAGACACAAGAAUGAACCUCUAAUCAUCAAAGAUGAUGAAGAUGUGAGGGAAAAUAUAAUACGCUAUGAUGAUGAAGGAGGUGGAGAAGAAGAUACAGAAGCUUUUGACAUUGCAACUCUGCAAAAUCCAGAUGGAAUUAAUGGAUUUUUGCCUCGUAAGGAUAUUAAACCUGAUCUUCAAUUUAUGCCCAGGCAGGGUCUUGCACCUGUUCCUAAUGGUGUUGAUGUUGAUGAAUUUAUUAAUGUAAGGCUCCAUGAAGCCGAUAACGAUCCCACAGCUCCUCCAUAUGACUCUAUCCAGAUUUAUGGCUAUGAAGGAAGAGGGUCAGCAGCUGGUUCCCUUAGCUCAUUGGAGUCCUCUACAUCAGACUCAGAUCAGAAUUUUGACUACCUCAGUGAAUGGGGUCCUCGCUUUAAAAGACUUGGAGACCUUUACUCCGUAGGAGAAAGCGACAAAGAAACUUGACAGCGGAUUACAAACUUUUUCACUGUUGACUUCAUGGUCAUGUAAUAUUCUAGGGCCACUGCUGUUAGUUAAAACUAAUGUGGCUUUUUGUUUUAGAGGCAAGUUUAGCGCCAGUCAUCUAUAAAAACAACUACAUUGUAAUGUUGAACCAAAAAAAAAAAAAAAAGUAUAUGUUAGGAGGUUAAGUCUUGUGGAGUGUGAAGUAAAGUAUGUGGAGUGUCUAGAAGUCUUUGGAUAUUUGAUAUUCACUUGACCACUCUGAAGAUGGAGAUUUGGAUCUUUGAUUAUCUUCAGUGAAUUGAAAAGAACAAAAAGAAAUUGGUGCUUUCUUAGAAAAUGGACUUGCAGGGAUUUUGCUGUUGAACAGUAGGUCCUGCUAGUAUGCGUAAAGCUAAUGGUUUGUUUCUGCAUUGCCAACAAAGAUCCUGCCACAGAAAUGUUAAAAGCAAUAUCUUGGUCUUCUUAGCAAUGCUGAAUAGAAAUAGCAUUGUAAAUUCCUACUGGCUUCUGCUGUGUAGUGACCAUACAUUGUACAUACAGUAAUUGUUGGCCACGUAACCACAGACUGAAUAUCAUCUUUUAAAAUUGUGUCAAGCCUUAAAAUAUUCACAUGUUCUUAAUCCAUUCCAGUGAUGGGUAAUAAAUCCUACUAUUGUGCAGAGAUUCAGAGUCAGGGCUACAAAAACUUGCUUUACAAAAGUUUCUUUUUCUAGAAGAAGAAUCAAUCCUGUGCUUCGUCUUCUGAAAGG
This is a messenger RNA of Calypte anna (Anna's hummingbird), 3674 nucleotides long. RefSeq names its product cadherin 8 (gene CDH8). Gene Ontology annotation, cellular component: axon terminus; catenin complex; synaptic cleft. Lineage: Eukaryota; Metazoa; Chordata; Aves; Apodiformes; Trochilidae. Gene Ontology annotation, molecular function: cadherin binding; calcium ion binding. Bases 526 to 2925 code for a protein of 799 amino acids. Gene Ontology annotation, biological process: adherens junction organization; cell morphogenesis; calcium-dependent cell-cell adhesion. The transcript is spliced from 12 exons. The record is from RefSeq and is a predicted model, not a curated record.